GUAAUCAACUCUGACGGCCACCGGGCCCAGAGCAUGCUCUUGUGCUAGGUAUUAUGGCGACGAAAAGGAAACUUGUUCAAGAUAUGGCCGCAUAGAAAGCGGGUUCUUAGUCGCACUCAACCCGCCCCCGUGAUUAACACAGCGCGGUGUCGUGAGGGAUUAAUCGAAAGCGACGUCACUUCAGCAGAUCAGGUCUAGACGCACCAAUCAACCACGUCUAGACAAUGUCUACGCAGCCUUAAUGAAAACAUUUUACAUUCUACAUUCGAGUCAGGAGAUGAAUCCAUGUCUGGUAGUCUUAGCCUGUGAUUGGUCAGAAGCACUCAGGCAGCAAUUGACCUGGCAAGACUAGAUAGUGAAAUAUAAAACAACCGGUCAAUUUCGCUCGUAACCUGCACGACAACGACCAGCGGAGCACCACACGCUGUUGAAUAAUUAAUCGCCUUGAGAUCCCAUUUUCAUUCCAAUUAGAAGAUUCAAGACACGGAAGGCCCAAGCACCGAGUGUCGAUCGACUCAUACCCCCAACGUCUUUAAUUAGAAAUAGUCUAUGCGACCUUUCUUGCUGUGCUCGAAAGUGCAAAGUCUCACUUAGCCCACAGUCUCGUCUGUCGAGAAGGUAUUGGGCUAUUUUUGACUUGUAUCACGUGCGACAAAGACAAUAACGGAGCAAAAUAUCUCCGAACUGAGCAUGUGCGACGUACACAACACAGAUUAGAGAAAUGUUUUUCAAGCUGGCCACGACACAUCAGGUUUAACGUGGAAUAUUUACGACGCUCCUCGAUAUUGACCGUCAUGGAGAAGGAAAUCUACCAAAAAUCCCAGAACCCUCUGAUAGACGAAAUACUACAGAAAUAUCGAGAUUGCUCGACCGACUCAAUCUCUGGUCCCAAAGGAUUUACCGAUCGAAUUGUCCAAAAGCCUUGGUCCAGCGUCGACUCUGAAAGCAAACAACGUGUUGUUACGUCUACCGAGGCUCCGUGGCGAAUAUGUAACACAGUAUCUACAUCUUCAAGGAUGUAUGCGCCCGCAAGGGAACGGAGCGCGCUGAAAUUUAAAGAAACUCUUGUCAACCAAAUACCCCUGGCCUGUUUCAGCUACGGAGGGGAAAAGCGACUAUGUUACAAAGAACUAGUGGAGAAAAUUCUCAAAGGAUUUAGUUCGCAAGUGAUCAACGCGACACGAGAUCGACUUCAAAUAUUUUGCCCUCGUUGUACGCCACAACAACUCGAGGUUCUUAAGCUCGCCGGAGUGUUGCCCUGGUCGUGCGCGUCCGCCGGUCUUAUCGCGAAAAGCGACGCGUUUCGUCUCAUAGGCGCACUUACAGGUUCUAACGUACCCCACAGGAACAGUCGCCUAUUCUCGGUGGAUAGCUUGGAGGUUUAUCACGAAUGCUUUGGCGGUUGUGUGGGGACGCUAGAGAUCGAGCUCUACACGGAUCCUUACGCCGAGUGUGUAACGUGCUCGCAGUGCGAUGGGGUGUUCUCGCCAAGGACUUUUGUCACACACCAUCACACGUCCGGCGAGGUUCAUACCUGCCACUGGGGCUUUGACAGCGCAAACUGGAAACUCUACCUGAUGCUCUGCAACGAUCAGCCCACACUACACGUGCAGAGACUAUGGGAAACACUGACGAGUAAAUUCAGUAGCAGCCCGAGGCGAGUCAAGAGAGAGAACGCCGAGUCCGAGGUGGCGGAUACCGGAUACAAUUCAUCUGAGUCCAGGGGUAGCCCACCAUCACCCGCAAAGAAACAGCGCUCUGAAAGUCGCGAUUCACGGUCGUCUCAGAGCUCCGAGAACAGAGAUGGGGAGUUUAACAGUGCACCUCAUAUUGGGAGCUCAGAGGGGGGAAUCAUAAGUAGGAGGUCAGCGUUUCGUCCGUGGUCUCCUGUUGGACAGAGAAUCCCACCGACUAUAACACCAUUUGAUAAGCUACCAGUACCCUCACCUAAUGGAGUCGCAUUUCUCCCUUCGGGUUCCGGGAGAAUCUUUUCGCCGACUGCGGUGACAUAUCAGUCGGAUUGUCAAUGCAAUGACCCUGCGUGCGAGCAUAAGGGAAGCUACCGUGCGUUUAAGAGACCGGACCACGAAGAAAACACGCCGCCACAGCCGCCGCCUCGGAAGCUGUUCGAGGGCUUGCCUAUGCCGAGCACGCGCGAUCACAUGUCCCUUGAGAAAACAGCGAAGGAUAUGCUAGACGUGGUAGCGCACAAUGAUCAGUGGAAUGCCUUUGAAGAGAGCUAUUCCAAUUUGAAUCGCGAAAGGUCUCAUUUGGAUAAUUCACACCCACAGGCCCCGUUCUCUGAGGAACAUGUUUAUCAAACUCUGAUAAAGUUUACGUGUAAUGGAGAGCUGCCUAGUCCGCGAGAGCUGAGCGCCGCGCUGGCGAAGGAGCUACAGGAGUUCUACGUGCGACACGAAAACAAACUGAAAAGAGUUUUAGAAGAGAAAAUAAUUGUCGAGGACGAUUUGGAGUCGUUACGGCAGGAACACGCUAAAAAGAUCGAGGAGGCAUAUGACGAUUUGAAGAAAACGCAAAAAGAACUGCGACUUUGCCAGGCCAGGUAUCGAGACGAGACGCAGGAGAUGAAAGCAAAGAUUAGCGAUCUCGAAGCAGAGGUGAGAAAAUCCAGACUGGACAAGCAGGGAAGCGGACGGGGAUCGAACGAGUCUAUUGACGUGCUCCAGCAAGAGGUGCGCGAGUUGUGUUCGAAACUAGAGCAGAAGGACUUGUUUUGUAACGAUUUAGAGAACGAAAUCAAGUCAUUACACGGUUGGAUAAAGAACCAGAGGGUAUAUAAACCAGCAUCUGCAUAUCUCGGCGCCAUGACUAGCCCUAGACAUGUUGAUGUGCGAACAGUCUUACGAAGUGUACAAAUUGUUAAUGGGUCUACUAACGGAAAAUCAUGCGAAGAUGCUCUUAAACCCACUGGAAAUGGUCGCGCGGACUCGAUCUAAGUCUCAUAACUAGUUCCAUUACCUCGUCACAUCUCUAACUGUCGCGCACGUUAUGACAAAUUCAUGAACUGAAUGAUUAUUGUACUUAAUACCUUUAAAGAUAUAAAUAUCAAACAAAAAGGGGUGAGAGUUUCCAAAAGGACUAAAGUAAACUAGGUUUCUAGUCUAAAGCGUGCAUUUGUUGUCUUUUUUUGCGUAGAAGUGUUUCUACUCGUCUCAAGAAAUGUGAAUGAGGUUCAUUCUUUUAUUUCGUGCUUUGGAUAUCCUUAGAUACACAAAAGAUCUUUUAAUUCAUCUACCCGCGGCGCAAAUGAAGAUCCAAGAGAAUAGUUUUGGUGGCUUUUUCUUGUUUAGUCAAAAUAAACCCUUUUAAUCUAGCACCGCAGGAUAGUAUUUACAUUACUACUUUCCAUUAUUCGAAGACAAAAUACCUAGACCUCGAGAAAGCCUGUCUUCAGGCGAUCAAUGAAUGUCACUUACUCGGCAGAUUUUAUCUCGUACUAAUCACUCCAGAAGGGCUCAGAAACACCUGAAAUGUCUGAAUCAGUCAUCUCAUCGCGACUAGGUGUAUAUGUCUCAUGAAUUAUCUAUUUUGUCUCGAAGUUUGAGAGUUUUACUCUGGAUAAAAAGAGUGUUAUCUUUGUUCUCAAAUGAAAGGUCUGGCGCUUGGCGCAUCGGAUAUAAAAUUAAGUUUUAUCAAAACUAGACCGUUGCAUAUCUGACGUUUUGCUAGAAAAAUGUUAUAAAAAGGCCUGCUAAGGAAUGAAUAAAAGCAUUCGUUGAAUAAAAAAUAUGAAGGUAAAUAUUUAUAAGUAGUUUGUUGAAAGACUAUUUGCUUACAAAGUUAGAGCUAAAGCUAAUGAACAUGGAAUACUACUACUUGAACGUCAACUAAUUGUAUAUUUUUGUUGAACAUUAUAAACAUAGCAGUUGUAAAUAGAAAUAAAGGUUAUACAACAAAGGUUGUAUAACCACACCCUAGACAUACUAUUCAAGCGCCUGUGAUUUUCAAGGCCAUACUUGAAGCCAAGAUUUGAUGCGCUUGCCGACUCGUCAAAACACCUGAAGCGCUUUGACUUGUCAACAGCCUUCCGAGACAUUUUGCAUUACGCUAGGAUUUUAUACCCAACGGAAACGUGGUUCGACUCCGCUUUUUACCACAAACUAAAAACGCCCUCGAGGCAUCACAAACAUCCUUGACACAUAAAGGAGUGAGGGGAUUACGAUAGGGCUGUCCAUAAGUUGCUUGGCAACUUUUGCUAUUUCGAGCAACUUUGUUUACCUCGAGCAACUUUUUCGAUUUUUAGCAUUUUUUAUUAUUAUUUUUUCUUUUUUUUUUUUGCUUUUUAUGACGUUUCUCGACUUCAAGAUGACUAUAAAGACUAAAAAAAGCUGAUACUUUAGCUGAUUCGUGAUGUAAUAUAUCUUUUAGAACGACUAUAAGUGUUGGUAUGCCUGUGGUAGUUUUAGAAUGGUCAGCGGAUAAUAAAAUCCAAAAUGGCGGAGUUGAGCGAUGGUCCAUGCUCGGGUGACCAUGAUGAAUCUAAUGAAUACUCAGAUCCUUUAGAAAUAGCAGUCAAUGCAGGAGCUAGGUUGAGUACUCCGGCAAAAGCCGAUGUUUCUCGAACAAGAAAAGUACAAAGUAAUCCCUCUGAGAAGAAAAGAAACGUGCGUGGGUCAGUGGACCCCAAUGUGUCCUCGUUGGAUAGAGUAAAGGAGUUCAAAGACCAGUAUUUAACCGUGACAUCGGGUAAUCUGAGAUUUGACGCCUGUAAGGAAACACUCUCAAAAAAGAAGAGCUCCAUCAAGAAGCAUGUUUCAUCUGCAAAACACAUCAAAUCGAUUGAGAACAUCAA
Molecule: messenger RNA, 4813 nt
Organism: Nematostella vectensis (starlet sea anemone)
Lineage: Eukaryota; Metazoa; Cnidaria; Anthozoa; Actiniaria; Edwardsiidae
Product: ski oncogene
Exons: 2
Coding region: 795-2957 (720 amino acids)
Biological process (GO): negative regulation of BMP signaling pathway
Cellular component (GO): nucleus
Molecular function (GO): SMAD binding; DNA-binding transcription factor activity, RNA polymerase II-specific; RNA polymerase II cis-regulatory region sequence-specific DNA binding
Source: RefSeq, a predicted model, not a curated record